GACAGAGCAGGAGUAUGGGGGCUAGCAGCGGCAACAGGGGGAGAAAACAGAGAAACGGAGCUCAGUGAGGAGUUUCUGACUGUUGUAGGAUGAAGAAGCAGCUCUGAGGUGAUUUCUAACGCUGUCACGAUGAUCCGGACUCUGAGCACGGCGUCGUUUAAAGCUGUCGGAGCAGCGAAGCCCAAAGUGCUAAAGGACAUAACCAGGAGACAGCUGCACAGCACCUAUGACGUGGCCGUGGUGGGGGCCGGUAUCGUGGGCUUGGCCACAGCCAGAGAGCUCAUCCUGCGACACCCGUCCCUCAGCUUCGUCCUGCUGGAGAAGGAGAGGGAGCUCGCUGUUCAUCAGAGCGGUCACAACAGUGGAGUCAUUCACAGCGGGAUCUACUACACGCCGGGCUCGCUGAAGGCUCGUCUGUGUGUCCGAGGAGCCACUUUAGCCUACGAGUACUGUGAUAAGAAAGGACUGCCUUACAAGAGAUGUGGAAAGCUUAUAGUCGCUGUAGAGCAGGAGGAGAUCCCCCGCCUAAAAGCUCUCUACGAACGCGGCCUGAAGAACAAGGUGCGAGACCUCAGCGUCGUCGACACCAAGGGGAUCAGAGAGCGAGAGCCAUACUGCAGGGGUAUAAUGGCCUUAGAUUCACCAUACACCGGCAUCGUGGACUGGAGGAUGGUGGCUCUCCAGUAUGGUAAAGACUUUGAGGAGGCUGGCGGCACGGUGGUCACUGAUUCUGAGGUCGAUGAUAUUUCCAUGGUGAAGGAGAGUCCAGCAGGGAGCAGUGAGGGAAUGAAAUAUCCGAUCUCCAUCAGAGACAAGAAGGGUAAUGAGGUGUGGUGUCGUUAUGUCCUCACCUGUGGAGGCCUGUACUCAGACAGACUGUCACAGAUAUCUGGGUGCAGUCCGGAGCCUCGGAUCGUCCCCUUCAGAGGAGAUUAUUUAGUCCUAAAACCAGAGAAACACUACCUGGUCAGAGGAAAUAUCUACCCUGUCCCAGACCCUCGUUUCCCCUUCCUCGGAGUUCACUUCACCCCUCGGAUGGAUGGUAGCGUGUGGCUCGGCCCGAACGCCGUCCUAGCCUUUAAAAGGGAAGGUUACAAAGUCUAUGACUUCAACGCCCGAGACUUUGCAGAUGCUCUCUCAUUCAGAGGCCUUCAGAAGCUGGUGAUGAGGAACAUGACAUACGGGAUAGGAGAAAUGUACAGAGGUGUUUUCAUUGGUGCACAGGUGAAAAUCCUGCAGAAGUACAUCCCUGAACUCUCGCUGAAUGACGUCCUCAGGGGUCCUGCAGGAGUUCGAGCUCAAGCCCUUGACCGGGAUGGAAACUUGGUGGAUGACUUUGUGUUUGACGGCGGGGUCGGAGACGUUGGCAGUCGGGUUCUUCAUGUGCGUAACGCUCCCUCGCCGGCUGCCACUUCCUCUUUAGCCAUCGCUGAAAUGGUUGCAGACGAGGUGGAGAAUCGCUUUGCGCUGUAGUGAAGCGUGCACGCUGUGGAUGGAUCCAGCUCACAGUGCUGUGUCAGGCUGUUACUACCUCAGCAUCACGCUCAUCUUUAAGGCAUUUUUUUUAACAGGUCAAGCCUUAAUUUAAGGGGAAGAAAUGUACUUAAAUCUUGUUUUACUGAGUUGUGCUGUUUCUGGUAGUUUUAUGUUUACUCCACCACAUUUGACUUAAAAAAAUCAUGAUUUCAUGACAAGCAGGUUUUCUGCUUAAAGAAAGUGCAUCAUGAGAUAUUUUAGGAGGAAAAGUUCAGCAAAGGAAAAUGCUUCAGUUAUAUUUGAGCGUUUGAGGCAUUCAGAUACGAGUGUACAUGGUUUUACUGUUUGAAUUUUAGCUUUUAUUUAGGGUUAGGGUUAGGUUAGGUUAGGGUUAGGGUUAGGGUUACCAGAGCUUUUAUUUGAAUUGAGGGGGUUUUGAGGUAGAGUAGGUUUUUACAUUUUUUUUUAUUCUUUUUUUUUUUUUUUUUUGAUGCGACAGACAAUGAGGGGGAUCUGUCUCCAUGUUUAAAUUUUGUAAAGCACUGCUAAAAGACUAUUUUUAAAAAGAUUAAAAAGUAAACUUGUACUUCAGAUAAUUAUAAAGGAGAAAGGUGGCCUCAAAAGUAAAGAAAUAUGCUAUAUUAGACGUUAAACAUCAGUAAACAAGUUUGGGAAAUUAAGGUGUAAUUUACUCUAAUAAAAGUUUUUAGCUGUAGCUGCAGAACGCACACUUAAACAGUGGUUUUCUUUCUUUUUAUAAUCAAAGAUUUAUUUUGGGGCUUUUUUGCCUUUAUUUGAGAGAGAUAGGAUAUUUCAUAGAAACAGAAUCAGGGAUGAGAAAGUGGGGAGUGCCAUGCAGUUAAAGAGCCACAGGCCGGACCUGAACCCAGCAGCCUGCGUACGUGAGACAGGACCUAACCAGAAAACCAUCUGUGCCCCCAAGUUUUUAGACUUAUUUUGACACUUAGGUUAUUUUGAGCUCCUAAAUGAUUUUGUCACAUUAAACAUUUUGCAGUUAAAUCCAAACUAAAUAUUCUCAUUUGGAAACCAGGGGUGUCCAAACUUUUUUUUCCCCCCCAGAGCAGAGCAGGCAUUGAUGACAGCAGAAUGACAAGUCUAAUGUAGCAUAUUGGAGGAGCUGGAGGGGAGAAGGGUUGCAAAACAGUUUACAGCAAAGAGUAGGCAGUCAAAGAAACUUAAAUAUGGCAGCAUGAGUGUAUUUAUCCAAUAGGAAGCUUGGCGUGAAUCAGCUGAUCUCACACACACCAGUUCAGUGAAGAAAGGUCACCAAAUGCUUGAUGUCAAAAUGUUUGUUUACAGAAUCAACACAGCAGCACUGCCAAGUUAGAAGUAUAACACAGUCAAGCACAAGCUUCGUGUGCUGAUGCCAGCCAUUUUUAAUUUUAUUUAUCGCUGUCGGCCAAUUAAAAAUGGAUGUCCGGCUGCAAUUUUCCCCCAGGCUUUAGUUUGGACACCCCUGAUGGAAACUGAGAAACUGAUGAUGUUUGAUUACAUAUUAGGUGCUUCAUUUUGGUUAUUUAAUGUCAUUAUGCUUAAAUUUUCCUCUUUGCUUCUUCUCUUGAAAGGCUUCCAUUUAGAGGCUAUUUCAGUAACUUUGCGACCGCUGGCAAAGGCCAACAUGAGGCCUCUUCUCAUUUAGCUAAAUGCAACCAUAGAGAAUGAGGUAACAAAACCAGAGACUACAGGACAUGUCCAAAUCUGAAAUAUAUACACUAGAGGUGUCAAGAUUAAUCCUGAUCAGUUAAGGUCUGUAAUGAGUGCAUUAAAGUUCUUUUGCAGAUAUUAA
Molecule: messenger RNA, 3283 nt
Organism: Cheilinus undulatus (humphead wrasse)
Lineage: Eukaryota; Metazoa; Chordata; Actinopteri; Labriformes; Labridae
Gene: l2hgdh
Product: L-2-hydroxyglutarate dehydrogenase
Exons: 10
Coding region: 130-1473 (447 amino acids)
Molecular function (GO): (S)-2-hydroxy-acid oxidase activity; (S)-2-hydroxyglutarate dehydrogenase activity
Source: RefSeq, a predicted model, not a curated record